GACAACAAAUGCCGCUUUCUUGCCCCUAAUAUCUCAUGAAUUGAACUAAAACUGUAAUCUAGCAUCCGCGUUUUCCGUGUUAUGUUAACCGGAAUGUUCUUGCGUGACACCGGUCCUCAUCGGCUUGUAAAAUAGUUCAAAAUAAUUGUUUUGUAGAGAGAUUUGUUGUGUUUAGCUUCGUGUUUUAGCAGUAGCUUUGGAGCUGUGAUGGCUGGUACCGUGUUGGCCGUGGGGACAGGGGUCGUGGUCAUUGCAGUAGUCUGGAUAGCAGCGCUGGUGAUGGGGAUAAUGCUGCUCAGAGCGUCGGGGGCUGCCAGGUUGGGAGUUAUCCCAGUAUUCCUGCUGGCUCUGACAAUCACUCUGGCGCUGGUGUUCUUCCCCCGCAGUCCGGAGACCCCUCCUCCUUUCAAAGAGAUAGAGAUCGUGGACACGUUGUUCAUCGGGCGUUUCGUUAUGCUGGCUGUGGCUGGACUCGUCUUUCUGUUCGGGCUCUUCCUGCUCGUCCCGUUUCACCUCCUGGAGCCUGUCUAUGCCAAAGAGCUCAGAACACAGUAGAGAGAGGCCUGGGAACAGGGGCGGUGCCAGGGGGCGGGGCUUGAGCUCAGAACGCACAAGAGAGAGAGCAAGACAGAGAGAGAGAGAGGCCUGGGAACCAAUGAAACAGUCAGAGAGUCAUAGGAACUACUGGAAGAAACAAAAUACAAGACUACAAAAUAUGAAC
Molecule: messenger RNA, 721 nt
Organism: Periophthalmus magnuspinnatus
Lineage: Eukaryota; Metazoa; Chordata; Actinopteri; Gobiiformes; Gobiidae
Gene: tmem218
Product: transmembrane protein 218
Exons: 3
Coding region: 208-555 (115 amino acids)
Source: RefSeq, a predicted model, not a curated record